AGAGGGAGACCAGAUGCACACCUGUGGAUGAAGAACCUGUUGGAGGAUCAUCAGCUGAACUGGGACCUCCUGACACAGAUGCCCCUACAGCCAAAAGGUUCAGUCUACUGUUUGCAGUACACAAUGAAAUCCUGCAGGAGAACAUAGAUAAGGAGCAACAGCUGGCCAGCCCUUCAGCCAUGCAGGUACAGAGCUACUUAUCUGAGGUUCCCAUCGACAGGAACCAGGACCCAGUUUGUAUUGUUUCAAGGGUAUUGUUCAAUAUUUUUCAAUAAAAUAAGAYUGGAACAUUGAAGACGUAUUGUGAUCUUAUAACACCUGACUGCGUUGGUUGUAAAUCGGUAUCGGACAAAAUCGGAAUCGGCAGGUCAGACUUUUUAAAGAUCGGAAAUCGGAGAUCGGCAAGAAAACUGCAAUCGGUGCACCCCUUAU
Molecule: messenger RNA, 432 nt
Organism: Austrofundulus limnaeus
Lineage: Eukaryota; Metazoa; Chordata; Actinopteri; Cyprinodontiformes; Rivulidae
Cellular component (GO): nucleus
Source: RefSeq, a predicted model, not a curated record